This is a messenger RNA of Pedinophyceae sp. YPF-701, 2826 nucleotides long. The record is from the annotation of a GenBank genome assembly. NCBI's taxonomy places the organism in Eukaryota, Viridiplantae, Chlorophyta, Pedinophyceae.
AUGGAGGCCGUGCGCCUCGCGAAAGGCGGUCCGACGAUGGAGACACGAUCAGAUGUCUGCCGCUCAUAUGCAGACUCCGGACAAGGGGCAGCAGCUGACCGUGGCGCGCGGCAGAGCUCGGCUGCAUCUGCCCGGACCAUUGCGUCCCCCGCUGUCGAACCUGUGCCGGAGUUCGCGGAGCUCGUGCGGGCGCUCGGAGACUUGAAGCCAUGUCCCGUGACGGCGACGCAGGGGAUGCGGCGCGGUCCCCCUGAGCCGUUGACGCCGGUCAUGGCGGGCCUGCGCGAGCAGAUGCGCGCCCUGGACCUGAAGGCCGCGCAGAAGCCCGUUAUGAACCGGCUGGUGUACGACUCCCAGGACCCCUCCCCCUUCUACGUGCCCCGAGGGACCCACGACCCCGACGACCCCAAGUCGGAUGCCCACUGGGCGCCGCGAUGCGAGGCGGUGAACCCGGAGGCUCUCGCGGCGGGCACGCUGCCGCCGUGGUACGUGGCGCACGCGAAGGACCCGACGGUGGUCUUUGAGGCGCGGUUCGAGAGCGGCAACCUCCGGCGCGCGAUCCAGGUGGGGGAGUUCGAGUACGACCUGAUCUUGCGGCCGGACUACGGGUCGGACAACCACGUGCAGUGGUUCUUCUUCGGCGCGUCGAACCUCCGCGCGGGGCAGCCCUACAAGUUCAACAUCGUCAACUUCACCAAGGACUCGUCGCUGUACAACGAGGGGCUCCUGCCCGCCCUGUUCUCCGUACAGCAGCACCGACAGACCGGGCGGGGAUGGUACCGGGCGGGGGUCGACGUGUGCUACUACACCAACGAGAUCCCGCGGAAGGGCGCGAAGAAGGCGUACUCGACGCUCACGACCACCAUCGUGCCCCACCUCGCCAACGACACCAUCUACAUCGCAGGGAGCGUGCCGUUCACCUACUCGGACUGUGUGCGGCACCUGGACAGCCUGGAGGCGGACACGUACCGGAGACGCCACACCACGCGGGAGUGCAUGUGCUACACCAUCGCGGGGCGCCGGUGCGAGGCGCUGACCAUCACGGACCGCAGCGGCGAGGAGGACCUGCAGCACCACCCCGCACAAGGGCUUCCCAUGUCGAAGCGGCGCGGCGUCAUCCUGACGGCGCGCGUGCACCCGGGGGAGUGCAACGCGUCGUGGGUCAUGAAGGGCGCGCUGGACUUCCUCACGGGCCCGUCCGCGGAGGCCGACCUGCUGCGCCGCCACUUCGUCUUCCGCGUCGUGCCGAUGCUGAACCCGGACGGCGUCUACUACGGCAACUACCGCUGCAGCCUGGCGGGGUGCGACUUGAACCGCCAGUGGCAGAGUCCGAGCGAGCGGGACCACCCCGAGGUGUACUUCACCAAGAUGUCGAUGCUGCGGAUGCUCUCGGACCAAGGCAUCGAGAUGUUCGUCGACUUCCACGGACACUCGCGGAAGAAAGGCGUCUUCAUCUACGGCUGCACCGACCCGCAGCCGACCGGCGGGGAACCCUCAGGGUGCGAGGGCUUCCCGUACUGCGUGGACAUGCUCGGGCCAGGGUGCAUCGGCUGCAAGAUCGGCGUCCCGAUAUCCCUGCAACAAAAGCUGUACCCGUACAUCCUCGAACGCGAAGCACCCGAGAUAUUCUCGUUCGGAUCGAGCGUCUUUUCGCUGCACCGGUCCAAGGAGACAACUGCGCGGGCCGUCGGGUACCGAGAGCUUGGUCUGUGCAAUUCCUUCACUCUCGAGGCGUCCUUCGCCGGACCUGCAAGCGGGCCACACGCCAACACCCACCUGACCACGUCGCAGCUGGAGCGCCUGGGAGCGGCCGUGGGAAGCGCCCUUCUCGUUUACACCAUGCCGCAGACGCACGAUCACCACGUCAGCGUGAUCAAGGAUCUCAUCGAGGCGGUCAGCCGCCCGAAGGAGGCCGCUGACGGUGGCGCGAGCGCUGCUCCGCCCCCGCGCGCCCAGCAGGACGACGCGGCAGAGCCCGACCCUGCGGAGUCCAACGUGUCCAGCCGAUCGAACAGCCGCACGUCGCUCGUCGCGAUGGACAGGCCAGGAGCUGGCAACAGCGGACACGGGCGCCCGAGCAAGGGGGCGAGCAAGGGCUCGCUCUCCCGCAAACCCAGCAAGCUCGGCGCCCCGGCCCGCGGGCGCAGCCGCAAGGGCGUUUCCGCACCCUCGUCGAAGCCGGCGGGCGGCAAACCGUCCAAGUCACGCAGCAAGAAGCAAGCGCCCCCCGACUCGGCCGCCGCCGUAAUCGCGGGGAUGGCCUCGUCGCCCGUCGUCAAGAAGGCCAGCGUCUCAGAGGAGGCCGACCUGAACCUCCUGCGCGCGCUGGCCGAGGCGCAGAAGGGGAGCGGGCGCGAGAGCUCGGAGACCUCUCGAGAGAGGGGCGCGCAGGCGGGCUCGGCGCUGGAGGACGCGGAGCUCUACGCACGCUACGCUAUGCCGCGCUCCGUCUACAGCUUCAUGUCCCGCGACAUCUGGCAGGCGGCCCUACGGGACCCCGGGGCGGCGGCGGGCGCGGACGAGGGAGCAGGGCCGGCGCGCGAGAACGCAGCUGCGGAGGGGGAGGGGGCGUCUUGUGGCAGCCCCGCGCCCGCGCAGGGAUCACACAGCUCGCGCACGUCCUCGGCCCUGUGCGCGGAGAUCGAGAACCUCAGCGUGGCGGCUGCCUCUCGCGGCAGCUCGCCGGUGCCGGGCGACAUCCGGGCGCGCGGCCGCUCGCUGUCGGUGGGCUCGAAGAUCCCCACCAUCACUGUGUCGCAGCCAGCCAUGGCCAGUAGAUUAUUUCGCAGUUCCGGCAGACACUCCAACGGCCAAAUCGGCGUGUGA